GAAUCUGGUCUUUGACUUAUGAAGAGGAAUACACCUGCCCCCUCUAUGUGACGGCCAGUCGGGGGUACUCCGAUUGCCUGCAGCUCCUCCUCAGGAAGGGGGCUGAUGUUGACUUUGCCCCCGGUGGAGAGAAUGCCCUUCAUGGAGCAUGCCAACAUGGCCAUAGUGAAUGUGUGAGGCUACUGCUGAGACACGGCGCCAAUCCCAACGUGGAAUCCCAAGACGGGGCUUUGCCUCUCCAUUACUGCAAGACACCGGAGUCCUACCAGUGUGCCAAGCUGCUUCUACAACACGGGGCCCAUAUCAACAGUCCCCUCGUAUCUCCGUCCCCUCGUAUCUCCGUCCCGUCGUGUGCCAAGCUGCUUCUACAACACGGGGCCCAUAUCAACAGUCCCCUCGUAUCUCCGUCCCCUCGUAUCUCCGUCCCGUCGUAUCUCCGUCCCCACGUAUCUCCGUCCCCUCGCAUCUCCGUCCCCUCGCAUCUCCGUCCCGUGGAUCUCCGUCCCCUCGCGUCUCCGUCCCCUCGCGUUCUGCGCUAUUGUUACACUUCUCCGCGUACAGUUGAAGUUCUGCUGAACACGUACAGUAAGCUGCGCGGGACGGAGGACUGGGCCGAGGUGGUACCAGAAGAAGAACAACAGAACCAUCUUCAGUUCUUCCAAUCCGUCUUCUCGUUGUCUCGCAGUCCUCGUUCUCUUCAGCAUCUCUGCCGCUGCGCCCUGCGCUCACACUUGGAGGGGCGGAUGUCACAGACUCUGCCCAAGCUGCCCCUUCCUCCUGCUCUCCUGGAGUUCCUGCAGCUUCGGUUUGAGGACGUCCUGUACUGA
Molecule: messenger RNA, 827 nt
Organism: Nanorana parkeri
Lineage: Eukaryota; Metazoa; Chordata; Amphibia; Anura; Dicroglossidae
Product: ankyrin repeat and SOCS box protein 10-like
Exons: 5
Biological process (GO): intracellular signal transduction
Cellular component (GO): nucleus; cytoplasm
Molecular function (GO): protein binding
Source: RefSeq, a predicted model, not a curated record